AUGGCACAAACGCCAGACUCGAAUGGUCUGACCUCAUCGCGUUCCUCAGCUGCCGCACCUUGGACAGCGCCGCAUGUCGCCAGCCAAGCUACCGUCGUCGACCUCAUCGACGUUUACUUCGAAGUUGUUUAUCCGAUUUUCCCUCUGUUUCAUCGUCCUAGUUUCUUGCGCAAGAUAUCUCGCGGUGAAUACGGGAACUCUCCGGAGAUGUUCGCUGUGACAAUGGCGGCUUGUGCUCUCGCCUCUGCUCGGGCGGCUGAUAAUGCUCUAUUCGACUCCACCUGGGAUGGCCAGACUCUCGGGAGCACCUCUUCAUCAGUCUUCUACGAAGCGGCUAUCAAUGCUUUGCCGAAAACAGACACACCAGAGCAGAGCCUGAACCUUAUGCGGGCGUAUGCACUGCUGUCACUUACUGCUAUUCAACAGGGCGACUCCCGUGACAUGCAGGCCUACCUCGGCAAGUACCACGCCCUGGUAGCUAUGGAUGGCUUGCAUGACGAGGCCAAUUGGCCCCGAGACCUCACAAUAGUUGAAUUGGAAGAACGCCGGCGGCUGUAUUGGUCCAUGUACACCCUUGACAUCUUUUCUUGCAUCGUUUUCAACAGCGUGAUUCGUAGUCGGGAAGAACAAUCAAGCGUUCGAUAUACGACAGAGCUAGACGAUGCUUACUUCGAUAACACCGGCUACAGAAAUGAGCCCCAAUCUCCGGUCGAUGUCACCACUCCGUCAUCCAAUGUCUCACCAGAUAGUUGGGUGCACGGAUGGAACAUUACAACCGAUUUGUGGCGCCUGCUCGAACACGUCACAAUGAAGCUGCACAGUCAUACUAAGAAGAAGCGCUCUUUCUUGGAGGUUGCUGCCAAUUUUGACGCGUCACCCUCUGCUAGAACACUCCAAGCUGAGGUAGAUCGCAUAUACUACGGCUUGCCAUUUCAUUUCCGGGAGAUCAACGAGAGAACAGGAGACCAGGCCAAGGACCGAUACGGAUUUCAAGCCGCGAACAUCACUGCUACUGUGCAGCUUUUGCGAAUGGUCCUUCUUGCAUCAGAGCAGAAUACUAUUGAACAGCGCUGCCAGGUCGUUAGCGAGGUUGUCAACGCUUUCAUGCGCAUACCAUCAUCAUAUCUGCGCGCCAUUAGCUCUCCAUUGCUGCACCACCUGAGUGGUAUUGGUUCAGUGCUCGGAGGCGUUCUCGAAGAGCCCUUACUAGAUUACCAAUAUCAACAGGUCCGCACGGUUCUUCUGUCUCUAGCACAGCUUCUGGAAAAUCUGGACAUCGGCUUUCACUCGAUCAAAUCGGCGCAUAAACUAAGAGCUCUUGUCGUUCAGAUAGACGAGCACAUGGCAUCCCGGAGGAGUGGGCCUUCGACUGCAACCUUGUAUUCGGAACCCCACAAUCGCGACUUGCAGCUACCACAAGACGUACUGUCGGAACUCGGCGACUGCAAGGUCGACCAUCUGGAACUCAAGACUUCUGAUGAAUAUAAGAGCACUGUGAAUCCUCAUGCUACAGCUCACAACAAGUUUCGGUCUCUUUUCUGCAGUAUGGUUUUCCAACCAUGGCGGCGCAUUCCUGGCAAGGUUCUGAUGUUCCUCAUCAAUGCCUUCAUCUUCAUCGCCCUUAUUUUUGAGGGAUACAACCAAGGUGUUCUCGGCACGGUUUCUGGAACUCCAGGCUUCAUCGACACCAUGCACAUUGGUGCUGAUGGUAUUGUAACGGACUCAACUAAGCAAGGCGGUCUCUCUGCCUCGUACUAUUUUGGAGCCUUGUUUGGAGCCUUUAUUGGUGGAUGGAUCGGAGACAGGUACGGCAGAAAAGUUGGUGUCUUUGCUGGUGCAUGGCAAGGUGUACUCGGCGGAGCGCUGCAAGCCGGCAGUAUCAACUCUGAUAUGUUCAUCUGCGGCCGAGUUAUCACUGGUCUUGGGAUGGGCUUCGUGAUGGCUAUCGUGCCUCCUUGGGUUUCCGAGCUGUCUCAAGCACACGAUCGCGGUUCCAACUUUUCGUUCAUCUUCGUCGCCAAUUUCCUAGGGAUCACGAUUGCCAACUGGCUCAAUUUCGGCGUGCGCAACUCCGCCAUCGAAUUCAGGUGGCGCUUCCCGCUAGGCUUCAUGUGCGUUCCGGUUUCCAUCGUCGCCAUCACGGUGAUGCUGCUGCCAGAAUCGCCAAGAUGGUUGAUGGCGCACGAUAGGCGGGACGAAGCUGUCCAGAUAUUGUGCAAAGUACGAGGGGACAUUGAACCCACCGACCCGACGAUCAAGGAAGAACUCGAACAUCUUCAUGCCAUUGUGGAAGCAUCCAAGCAUCCGAGAAAUAGCUAUAUCAACCUGGCUCUGGGCGGGCGACACUCAGGCGUCUUGCAUCUCGGUCGACGAGCAAUUCUCGGGUUCGCGCUGCAACAGGUUCAGAUGUGGUCAGGCAUCAUCGCCGUUGUGACCUGGAGCAGUAAAUUAUUCUCACUAGCGGGCUUCGACGAACUCAAAUCCUUGUGGAUGAGUGGCUUGGUCAACACUCUGGGAAUCUUCGGUACAGCAGCGGCAGGUUUCGUCAUCGAUCGCAUCGGUCGCCGCAUGAGCCUGCUAGUCUCUUUCAUUAUCCAGGGUAUUGCGCUGUUCAUCGUCGCUGCUCUUAUCAAGUCGUCCGAAGGCUAUGCGGAAAGCGACCCGGGCAAGUCGGAGAGCCUUGGCCAGGCUGCUGCCUCGUUCGUCUUCAUUUACCUAUGGUUCUUCACCAUGUUCAACAUUGUUCCCUCCUGGCUCUACGGCACUGAAAUCUGGCCACAGGACGUCAGAGCGAAGGGCUACUCAUUCACCAUCCUCGGCUGGGCGAUUGGCUGUGGCAUGACCACGUUCCUUAUCCCUAUCAUGCUGUCAGAGAUCGGCUGGUAUACAUUCAUCUUCUUCGGUAUCAUGAACGCCGUGGCUAUACCGUUGAUCUACUUGUUCUACGUUGAGCCUGCAGGUCAUAGCUUGGAGGAAGUCAAUCUGCUAUUCACAAGCGACAGUCCCUUUGUCAAGCGCAACAACGAGGAAUAUGAGAGGAGAGUUGCGGCCGCGGGUGGGAAUUCGGCCGUUGCUGUGCGCCGGCUUAUGGAAGAGGUGGAUGGUCUGGUCACUCCUGAGGAGUUGAAGUCUGAUGAGUUGAGGGUGGAGGACGCGAAGGCUUAG
Messenger RNA from Didymosphaeria variabile, 3165 nucleotides. RefSeq lists its product as uncharacterized. Gene Ontology annotation, molecular function: DNA binding; carbohydrate:proton symporter activity; zinc ion binding. The coding region runs from base 1 to 3165 and encodes 1054 amino acids. Gene Ontology annotation, biological process: transmembrane transport; DNA-templated transcription; carbohydrate transport. Gene Ontology annotation, cellular component: membrane. The transcript is spliced from 3 exons. NCBI's taxonomy places the organism in Eukaryota, Fungi, Ascomycota, Dothideomycetes, Pleosporales, Didymosphaeriaceae. The record is from RefSeq and is a predicted model, not a curated record.